CUUGAAUGCAAUGUCAUUUCUGUCGCAACACGCUGCCCAUACCACACUUACUUCAGGUGGGCGAGCGCCGACGCUGGAUCAAAGAAUCGACCAUGUCGCAACGUGCCUAUCAAGUGCGAGUUGUGUCACCCUACUCUUGCGCCCGUUACAGACUUACAGGCAUGAAAUCCCGCGCUGGUGCGCCAUAUGUGGAUGCGAUAUGGCGUUACAAUAUGAUUUAUCAUCUCAAUGAGACCCACCCACAGUAUGCGCAUCCCAAGAACACCCACGGCCAUCCUCUCCCACCAGACAUUCUAAACUCGUUUACUCUAACGUCCCUGGAACAACGCGAAGCUGGUAUUCCCGAAGUACACUGGCUCGUCCCUCUAUUUGACGGUGAUAAGGAAAACCACGCUGGACCCAGCUCCCGCAAGCGGAAGUCCAACAACGCCGCCAACGGGAAUGCUAAGAAGGCCCGAACAACUGUGUAGUUUCUGUCUUUUUAUGCUUUUCUUCACUAUGCUUGCUCUGCACAACUCAUGGAUCACAUUCAGUUAUAUUGGUAUGAUACAUUGCACUAUGAUAGCUGCUGUAUUCUCGAUUACUUUUUUACACGUUACAUCGCACACGACGCGUCUACACGCGUCUAGUGAAAUUUUCAUGUGUUACAUAUUUCCUUAAUGGGAAUGUUACCCUCAC
Molecule: messenger RNA, 678 nt
Organism: Suillus bovinus
Lineage: Eukaryota; Fungi; Basidiomycota; Agaricomycetes; Boletales; Suillaceae
Exons: 1
Coding region: 6-470 (154 amino acids)
Source: RefSeq, a predicted model, not a curated record